Laetiporus sulphureus 93-53 is the source of this 4630-nucleotide messenger RNA. RefSeq lists its product as uncharacterized. The transcript is spliced from 23 exons. Gene Ontology annotation, cellular component: mRNA cleavage and polyadenylation specificity factor complex; nucleus. The record is from RefSeq and is a predicted model, not a curated record. The coding region runs from base 144 to 4460 and encodes 1438 amino acids. Gene Ontology annotation, molecular function: protein binding; nucleic acid binding. NCBI's taxonomy places the organism in Eukaryota, Fungi, Basidiomycota, Agaricomycetes, Polyporales, Laetiporaceae.
GACGGUUUCCUGAGGACACUGCCCUUGCAAAGACGGUAUCCGGCGUUGAAGUAGUUUCGAGGUGGUGGAUUGGUACCGCUUCGCGCCGUGCAUAUCUCGCCGGGAAUUUCUUCGCAAGAACGGACGGACUUUGAGAUCACAGGAUGCAGGCUUUGCGGCAAGAGAUCUUGCCACCGAGCGGCGUGGAGUUUGCUGCCUGCUUGAAGCUGACUCCAUCCACGCUGCCUGACAGCAAGCUCCCUGGAUCAAGUGCUGGGUCGAGCCGGGUCCUCUUCAACGUCGUCGUCGCGCGGUCGAACCUCCUGCGCAUCUUCGAGGUCAGGGAGGAGCCGGCACCGUUCUCGUCGCAGAAGGAAGAUGAGCGCGACCGGCGGGCGAGCGUGCGGAAGGGCACGGAGGCGGUGGAGGGGGAGGUCGAGAUGGACGUGUCGGGGGAGGGCUUCGUGAACAUGGGCUCGGUCAAGUCGACCGCUCAAAAUGGCGCGGCUCAUCCGCUCACUGUGAACCGGUUUUACUUGGUGCGCGAACACCGCCUGCAUGGAAUAGUCACAGGCAUCGAGGGCGUCCGGAUCAUCACUUCUAUUGAAGACAGCCUUGACAGGCUUUUGGUCUCCUUCAAGGAUGCAAAAAUUGCUCUUCUAGAAUGGUCAGAAGCGGUGCAUGACCUCAUAACAGUCUCGAUACACACAUAUGAACGUGCGCCUCAGCUUCUUGCCAUAGAUGCUCCUCUAUCUCGCUCGAUCUUGCGAGCAGACCCGCUGUCUCGUUGUGCGGGUUUGUUACUUCCAAAAGACUCUAUUGCUAUCCUGCCUUUCUAUCAGUCGCAAGCUGAGCUCGAUAUCAUGGAACAGGAAACGAGUCAAGCAAGGGAUGUGCCUUAUUCGCCGAGUUUUAUCUUAGAUCUAUCUGCGGAAGUUGACGAGCGCAUUCGAAACGUGAUCGACUUCGUAUUCCUGCCUGGCUUCAACAAUCCAACGAUUGCCGUCUUGUACCAACACCCUCAGACAUGGACCGGGCGACUGAAAGAAUACAAGGAUACCGUUGGCCUGCUCAUAUUCACUCUCGACCUAGUGACGCGUCACUACCCCAUGAUUACCGCGGUUGAAGGACUUCCGUACGAUUGUUCCAUGAUUGCACCAUGUUCAACGGCUCUCGGCGGCGUGGUGAUCUUGGCAAGCAACAGCGUACUCUACGUCGAUCAGUCGUCGCGGCGAGUCAUUCUCCCCGUAAACGGCUGGCCAGAGCGGAUCAGCGAUAUGCCCAUGCCGUCGCUCUCUCAGCAGGAGCAAGAGCGCGAGUUGCUGCUCGAAGGCUCGCGCUUUGCAUUUGUAGACGACAAGACGCUGUACGUGAUCUUGAAGGACGGGACUGUCUAUCCGAUCGAGAUUAUUGUGGACGGGAAGACGGUAUCUCGGCUAUCCAUGGCUCCUGCUGUGGCACGCACCACGAUACCCUCGGUUGUCAGAAGAACGCAGGAUGACCAUCUCUUUAUAGGGAGCAUAGUCGGUCCUUCUGUGCUGCUAAAGACUGCACGGCUAGAGGAGGAAGUGGCAGAGGAGGAUGCGGAGAUGUCGUCCGUGCCGGCCACAGUAGUCGCUCCACAGGACACAAUGGAUCUGGAUGAUGAUGAUGACCUCUACGGCACAUCCAAUGCGAUUGAAGAGCCACGCGUUAACGGCAACCUCACGAAUGGCAACGCCGCUCCGUUGAAGAAGCGAACAGUAAUUCACCUCUCCUUGUGCGACUCAAUCCCUGGGUACGGCCCGAUAUCCGACAUGACUUUCUCAGUGGCGAAGAACGGCGACCGCUAUGUUCCGGAGCUUGUUGCCGCUACAGGGUCCGGUUCAUUAGGAGGAUUUACGCUCUGGCAGAGAGAUCUUCCGACACGGAUCAAGCGCAAAAUGCAUGCCAUUGGUGGCGGCCGUGGCAUGUGGUCAAUUCCGGUGCGGCAGGCGGUCAAGGUCAACGGGUCGACCUACGAACGGCCGGCGAAUCCGUUUCACUCGGAGAAUGAUUCAGUGAUCGUCAGCACGGAUGCAAAUCCCUCCCCAGGUCUCUCAAGAAUUGCAAUUCGUAGCGGUCAAGGCGAUAUUCAGAUAACUACUCGAAUACCAGGAACUACCAUAGGAGCUGCUUCUUUCUUCCAGGGCACUGCCAUUCUUCAUGUCAUGUUCAACGUUACGAACGUUAUACGAGUGCUGGAGCCCGAUGGUUCGGAACGACAAAGUAUCAAGGAUUGGGACGGUAACGUUCCUCGACCGAAGAUCAGGUAUUGUAGUAUAUGCGACCCUUUCGUGCUGAUCAUCCGAGAAGACGACUCGAUCGGGCUCUUCAUCGGUGAGAUCGAGCGUGGUAAGAUCAGACGGAAAGACAUGUCUCCUAUGGGUGAAAAGACGUCCAAAUAUCUGGCUGGAGGCUUCUUCACAGACAACACUGGAAUUUUCCAGACGCAAGUCAACACGCAAGCCCCCGGCUCCGAGAACGUGACCUCUACAUUGCAGGCAGCCAUGAAUGCCGGAAACAAGAGCCAAUGGCUCAUACUAUGCCGUCCACAAGGCGUCAUAGAGAUAUGGACACUUCCGAAGCUCUCACUUGCCUUCUCGACCGCUCUGGCCGUCAUGUUGGAGCCCGUUUUGACAGACUCGCUUGAUCCUCCUGCCCCUUCGCUUCCGCAGGAACCCCCUCGCAAGCCUCAGGAACUGGACAUAGAGCAGAUCGUAGUGGCCCCGCUAGGCGAGUCAUCGCCUCGCCUACAUCUCAUGGUGUUCCUGCGCUCUGGACAGCUUGCCAUAUACGAAGCGCUUCCCGCGCCACCGCCGAUCGACCCCCUUCCUGCAAGUCGGGCAUGCACACUCAUGGUCAAAUUUGUCAAAGUGCUUUCCCGAGCGUUCGACAUACAGCACACAGAGGAGAUGGAGAGAUCAGUAUUGGCCGAAGUUAAGAGGAUUACGAGGCAGCUGAUUCCUUUUGUAUCGUCUCCUGCACCUGGGCAGACGUUCUCUGGAGUAUUCUUCACCGGCGAUCACCCAUGCUGGAUCCUGUCGACAGACAAAGGAGGCGUAAGAGUAUUUCCCUCAGGGCAUGCUGUCGUACACGCUAUCACUGCGUCUUCCGUUUGGGAGUCGAGGGGCGACUUCCUUCUGUACUCGGAAGAGGGGCCCAGCCUCAUGGAGUGGAUGUCAGACAUCCAGCUUGACGGGCACCUGCCGUCCAGGGUUGUCCCACGGCCGAGACCAUAUACAAAUGUCAUCUUCGAUUCAUCUACAUCUUUGAUUGUCGCUGCCGCCUCUCGACAAUCCAAGUUUGCCUCGUAUGACGAUGAUGGGAACAUCGUCUGGGAGCCUGAUGCUGGCAAUAUCUCAUUUCCGACUUGCGAAUGUUCUACAUUGGAGCUCAUCACCCCUGACGGUUGGGUUGUGAUGGAUGGCCAUGAGUUCGCCCAAAAUGAGUUCGUCAAUUGUAUCGACUGUGUCACAUUGGAAACUGCAAGCACGGAAAGUGGAGUCAAAGACUUCAUCGCUGUUGGGACGACCAUCAAUCGUGGGGAGGAUCUAGCUAUCACCGGAGCGUCAUACAUUUUCGAGAUCGUAGAAGUCGUACCUGAUCCGAAGUCUGCUCAAAAGCGAUGGCAUAGGCUGAAGCUGAAAUGUCGGGAUGAUGCCAAAGGCCCUGUCACGGCCCUGUGCGGCAUGGACAAUUACUUGGUCUCAUCGAUGGGCCAAAAGAUCUUUGUUCGCGCACUUGAUUUGGAUGAGCGAUUAGUUGGCGUCGCUUUCCUCGACGUUGGCGUUUAUGUCACUUCGCUACGUGCCGUCAAGAACCUUUUGGUGCUUGGAGAUGCCGUCAAGAGCAUCUGGUUCGUUGCUUUUCAGGAGCACCCCUAUAAGCUAGUUGUUCUUGGGAAGGACCCUUAUCAUGCCUGCGUGACUAACGCUGAUCUCUUCUUUGCUGAUAAUCGCGUCUCAUUACUCGUUGGCGAUGAAGAAGGUGUUGUCAGGAUAUUCGAGUAUGAUCCUCAUGAUCCUGAUUCCAGAGGUGGCCAACACCUGUUGCGGCGCAGCGAGUUUCAUGGACAAGUGGAAUCCCGUACAUCAAUACUGAUAGCUCACAGGCCGAACAAGGACAUGGACAUACCCCAAGCCAAGCUUCUAUGCGGCUCCAUCGACGGCUCUUUGAUAUCGUACACAUACGUGGAUGAGACGACCUCGAAGCGGUUACAUCUGCUCCAGGGGCAGCUAACUCGUAACGUGCAACAUGUGGCAGGGUUGAACCCGAAAGCUUUCCGGAUAGUAAGGAACGACUAUGUCUCGAAGCCUCUCUCAAAAGGUAUUCUGGAUGGUAGCCUCUUAGCAACCUUCGAAGAUCUUCCGAUUGUACGUCAAAAUGAGGUUACUCGCCAGAUUGGCACCGAAAGAACGACUGUUCUGAAGGAUUGGCUGCGAUUAUAUGGGGCAUGGUGAUUGUAUGGCGUUUAUUCUUACUGCUGUAUCUAUGAUAAUCGUAUCGUGUUCUCAUCGUUGGCAGAGUGUGGUUGUCCCAAGCGCUUGUAAUCAGGAGCCACCUUGAUGCAACGUUUCCUCUCUAGUUCCGUUCCUCGCGGUUGCCUGCAUUUCCGGAGCUAUUAAUUCUC